This is a messenger RNA of Macadamia integrifolia, 1262 nucleotides long. RefSeq names its product transcription factor MYB1-like. The transcript is spliced from 3 exons. Lineage: Eukaryota; Viridiplantae; Streptophyta; Magnoliopsida; Proteales; Proteaceae. The record is from RefSeq and is a predicted model, not a curated record. The coding region runs from base 176 to 1120 and encodes 314 amino acids.
UGAGGCUACCACGGAGUUUAGCCAUGGAAUCCUUACUGAUAUUUAAAAAAUUGUAAAAAAAAUCUCCAAUUGCUGAUUAUAAGAAUCACUACCCUCAUCAUCAUCAGGACCCAUGUAUGAGUAUACUUCAAAGACUCUACUGAGAGAGACUUGAGAGAGAAAAAGAGAGAGAGAGAUGGGUAGAAGACCUUGCUGUUCAAAGGAAGGCAUGAACAGAGGAGUUUGGACUGCUCAGGAAGACAAAAUCCUCACAGAUUACAUUAGGAUCCAUGGUGAGGGGAGAUGGAGAGACCUUCCAGAGAAAGCAGGUCUCAAGAGAUGUGGAAAAAGCUGUAGACUUCGCUGGUUGAACUAUUUGAGACCAGACAUUAAGAGGGGAAACAUUUCCCAUGAUGAAGAAGAGCUCAUUAUCAGGCUUCACAAGCUCUUGGGAAACAGGUGGUCACUUAUAGCCGGGAGGCUUCCAGGGAGAACUGACAAUGAAAUCAAGAAUUACUGGAACACUAGUUUAUCAAAGAAGGUUCAAGGCCAUGAAACCUUUUCUGGUUCAACUCGGAAGCACUCGAUCGAUUUUGAAGAUGAAGAGAAAUCAAAGAAGAAGAAGAAGAAGAGGAUGAUGAAGAUGACAGAGACCAAAGAGUACUCCUGUACUGACGAACCAGUACAAUCACCAAUAAUGGAAUCACAUGUGGUCCGGACCAAAGCUUCGAGGUGCAAUUGGGUUUUUCUCAGUUCUAUUCCACAACCAAACGGUACCCAAGAAAAUUCUGAAAAUGGUAAAGCUCCAUUAUUAGAACCCAAACAUGAAGGCAAUCUAGUGGAAGAAGAUGAUUUAUCACCUAAUCUUUUGAUAGAUUUUGACUGUGACUGCUUCUCUGAUCUUCUCAAUUCAGAGUUAAUGUUUGAAUCUGGUAAUGGAGAAUCAGGUGAGCGAAGCUGUGAAGGUAACAGCGAUGGGUCAUUGCCAUCUUGGGAUCAACCAUUUCUGAGUCCUGAGACACAGGAGGCAAAUAAGCUGGAAGACUGGACUACAGUAAGCCAAUGUAUCAAACCAGAUUUGGAUUUCCCAUCCUUCAGUUCUAUCUUGGGUCAAGUAGAGAGUUGGUUAGGAGAUUGUUAACGGGGAUAUAUAAUUAACUGAUUAAUUACUUGUUUAGUUAGAUGGAUAUGUAUCCAUAUGCAUAUAUUUACCUCAAUUCUUGACUUGUUCUGCAAUUAAAACUAGUGAAUUAUCUUAAUCUGGUUAAAUUUCUUUGAUUUCA